UUGACCGGGGUGGGGGGGAAAGCAGUGAUGUAGCAUUUACACGGAGCAUUCUCGAAGAUGAUUCCAGAGCGCGAGCCGGUUUCUCUUCUCUGGUUGGCUAAGGAACCCUAGUAAGUCCUGAGAUGGUGGGAAAAAGUUAAGAGAGUUCAUAAAAUGGACCAGCAGGAUUCGAGACACGACUCAGCAAGCCUCGACAAGCCUUGAGAUUGGCGAAGCUUGACCGUCCCAAGCGAGCCACUCACCACCGGGCGAUGUCUGACUCUCCAACCGAGACGCCCCCAUCCUCUAAAAAAACUUUCUUUUCCGGGGGGGUUCGUUGCCACCUCGUCGUGUGUCGAGGGACGCGCGGGCACCGUGAGACCUCAGUCAGGGCGGUCGUCGGGACAGAGUACGGGGUUAACUUCCCGCAAGGCAGUCUAGAACGUGACCAGACGAGGAAGACCGGACAAGCAGACGAGAGGCAGAAGCAAUACUGGUAGAAGAUACGAGCCGACAGGGGGGGUUUCGCUGCUGUAACCAAAGGGCUUGAAUCUCCACAUUAACGACCUGCUGGCGUACUUUUUCCCUUUUCACAGCCCGGGCAUCCUCUCACUCUGUCUUUUUCCCUCCCUCACCCUCUCUCUCCCACUCUCUCGCUGUCUUUGCUCACUUUCUUUUUCCCUAUUUCCUCCCAUCUGCCAGGCCGAUCACUCCUGGCUCGCACUCAUCUCCAUGCUGGCGGAACCAUGCCGCUCGAAUCCCCCUGUCACCGUCGUCGAGUCCGCUGCCGCAUCUGACUUCGCCCUCUCUCUAUGACCCACUCCCGCUCUUCCUCCCCAGAUCACCCUGUACAUAUUCGUCCGAUUAUCAAAAUCCCUGACCCUACCGUCUUUCGCCCGCAAGUCUCUUGCGCUUCGUUCACUCCCUCUUCGACAUCGAAUGCUGACGCUGGCGGGGCGCUUCGUGUCCUCUCUUAUCCCCUGUUCCUCUCCCAUCCGACUCCUCUGCCGAUCAAAUCACACCUCCAAUCAACCCGGGCAUCAAGCACGCUUAUGGAGUCAACUCGUUUCCACCGGCCAUGGCUUUAGACUCCCCCAAUGGCGACGCGACUUCAGCCUCCCCCGCCCGGAAACGCUCCAUUCUAUCCAAGUUCACAAACCGAUUCGGCAAUCGAAACAGGAACAUUUCCGAGUUCUACAUUCAGCCAGAUGAUCCCUGGAGGUCGUACUCGCCCGGAGAUAUCGUGAAUGGCUCAGUGUGCUUGGUCGUCGUCAAACCCGUUCGGAUUACACAUUUGGUCGUCUGCCUGCAUGGUUAUGCGAAAGUCUACAAGAAUCCAGUCGCUCCGGGAGAGACAGCGGAGGACUCCGGAUUUCCAGGGACGGGAAGAGGGCGAAGAAAUGGCGAAUACCUCGGGAACGGUUUGGCUACGUUAUUCGAGGAUGAGAUUGUGUUGUGCGGCGAUGGCCGAUUGAAGGAGGGAAUCUAUAAAUUUCGCUUUGAGCUGUGCUUCCCUCCCUACAGCCUCCCGAGUAGUAUCAACUUCGAACGAGGUACAAUCUCCUAUGUGAUCACCUCUACCUUAACCCGUCCAACCACCAUUUCCCCCACUAUAAGCUGUGACAAGCGGAUCCUACUCCUCGAAACGAUUGAUAUCGCAAACUUACCCGCUCCAAAGCCCCGUGUCAUAUCCCUAGAACCUAUAUCAAAAAGGUCAAAGACAAGGUCGAAAACAAAGUCUACAUCUAGCGAAAUGCCCCGAAGGGCGUCGUCGCUCGAACCGCAGUCUUCUGACUCGGGCCCGCCUCUUAGCCCCGUACCAAGUGAAAGAAGCAAUUCAAGUUGCGUUAGUAAUAGCACCCAGAGCUUCCAAAUCGUCAGCGAACCCAGCUCUGCCAGGUGCGGCGCCCAACGAAACGAUGAUUUGUGGAGUGGUGCAACAUCUUCUGCUAGCCGAGAAAUCACUGCUACAACAAAGGUACUGCGCGCUGGUGUGCUCCCAGGAGACCUCUUGCCAGUGAAUAUCUCGAUCAAACACACGAAGCCCAUCAGAAGCCCCAACGGAGUCAUCAUCACUCUCUACAGGCAAGGAAGAAUUGAUAUGUAUCCGCAGUUACCGAUUGGCACGCCUGAGAAAGGGAAGAAACCCGUUUAUGAAGAUUACUACCCAAAGUCGCGCACUGGACUGGGUGGCCUAAGUUUUGGUGUGACGCGGACAAGCAGUGUCUUCCGUAAGGACUUGUCGCAAAUAUUCUGUGCAUUGAUCGUCGACCCCAACACCAUGACCGCCGAGAUUAAAACAUCGAUUCGUAUCCCGGAAAACGCAUUUCCGACGAUCACGCGUGUGCCCGGAGCGAUGAUUAGCUUCCGUUACUACGUAGAGGUGGUGAUGGAUAUCCGAGGAAAGCUGGCGGGUCAGGAUCGGUUUCUUCCAAGAUUGAACAUGAUGAGCAAUAAUUUUUAUGGCAAUGGCAAGAUGAAUACUGCUGCGGAAAUUCAGCGUGGCAUGACAACUUCCAAUGUUGCCGGCAACAUCCUUGACACCGAACAGGUUCGGAGAGAUAAGAGCGUCAUUGUAUGUCUUUUCGAGAUCGUCGUCGGAUCGAAAGAUAGCUCCCGUGGCCAGCGUCAAGACGCAUCUUCGCUUUCGGAUCAGAGCCACCAGCAAUCCACAUCGCCUGACGACCUGCAAGAACAACAAUCUACACCUCGCCAUACGCGAUCCGCCAGCCAAUCCCCGCCGCCCCACAACGGAUACGAUCCCGCGGGAACCUCACACUGGCCAGACCACCCUCCUCCGCAUAGCGACUAUUCCCCCGAUUUCCCCCCUCCUAUGUUUAUCCCACCCGCCCAGCCGGAAGAGAACGUUGACGAAAAGACGAGAUUACGCCGUGCUGAGGAAAUGCUUCUCCCCAGCGAGCCACCACCCCACGAAGGCGAUGUAGCUGGUCCGUCUUCCGCACCGCAUGGACUGCCACCUUCCGCGCCCGUCCUCUCUGAAGACGAUUCCAACUAUCAACCCGCAAACACCCGCCAUAAUCACAACGAUUUUAACCCCGUAAAUCGCAACACUUCACCUUCUGUAUCUGCCCCCUCCACGGAUACAAUUACGCCAACUUACUGCAUUACGAAUGAUCACUCACCUCCGUCAAUUCCUUCAGGCCAUCCUCAAGCUCACGCGUGGCCAGAAGCUGCCAGGAACAACGCAAGUUUGAAUAACACCGUACCUCAGUCGCGUGUUCAAGAUGACAAGCAGGAACUCGAGCGACAGCGUCUAUUAAAUGAAGCCAGCUCCCCUGGUGAUUACGGUUACGCUCCCAUCCAUGAAGGUGAUUUUUCAAACAACUUUGAACCAUCUGCGCCAGCUCUCACAGAAGAGGAUAUUUUCGGCCAUCCUGUCUCGGGUACACAGGCUGAAGUUGAAGGAGAAUCGUUGCCGAAAUACCAGCGCGGCAGUUGGAAUUCAUGACGAGGAGAUAGCUGCAAGGCGGGAAUAUUCUCAUGACUACCUCAUUUUGCGAUUUUCUCUUCUCGACGGAGAUAUCUCCUUCAUUUGAAUUUAUUUUUUUCGUCACAAAUCAUCUUGAUGCACACGGCAUAUCCAUUCAGUGGAUAGAAUGUUUGCCGUGGGAUUUUAUAUGUUUUGAGGAAAUAUUUAAUUGGCUAUUUGCAUGGCAGGGAUAUUUCAUGGCAAUCAUGUAUACCCUUGUGCUAUUUCUAUGUUGAUCUUGUUCUAUGUCAAUAUAGGUUUGGGGAGGGCAUGGGCCUGAUAGACAAGGUGUUUCUUUCCUGGUUCCUGGGUAUGGAGUGCUGUAUGGUCUUAGCACACCUGGGGAAAGCUGCAAAAAAAAAUCGAUAUAUAACGCUCGGUGAUUAGAGCUGGGGAGUUUCAUGGACCGCAACGAUUCACAUGCAUGGAUUUGUACAAGAUGCUUUAGAUUAUUGAUGUACCUACUUGCUUUUAUGCCCCGUGGCAGGUUUACUUACAUAAAUUUCUCACAUUUUGGGUGAAGAGAGCCCUUUGGUGCUCUGAGGUGUGAUUUUGGCUCUAUACUUUGGACAAGGUUUACAUAUAUCCCCGCUGUGCUUGUGAUAAUGAUGACCUGGCGUUUCCCAUGAGCCAUUGCAAUGUGUGACGCCCUCGGGCAGCUA
This is a messenger RNA of Coccidioides posadasii C735 delta SOWgp, 4131 nucleotides long. It is a transcript of the gene RIM8, whose product is annotated as ph-response sensor protein. NCBI's taxonomy places the organism in Eukaryota, Fungi, Ascomycota, Eurotiomycetes, Onygenales, Onygenaceae. Gene Ontology annotation, molecular function: ubiquitin protein ligase binding; protein-macromolecule adaptor activity. The record is from RefSeq and is a predicted model, not a curated record. Gene Ontology annotation, biological process: ubiquitin-dependent endocytosis. Gene Ontology annotation, cellular component: cytosol; plasma membrane; cytoplasm.